AUGCCCGGCAAACUCGGCGAGUGGAACAGCGUCUGGUUCGCAAAAGAAAUGUGUAUGAGCGCUGAGAUAUCCGCGGACCUCAACGUGUUGCGCAGGAUAUUGCCGAUGACCCACGCAUGCUCGCACGUGAAAUGCGCAAAUGUGAAGCUCUUCUCCUCACGCGCCAGUUCAGUCACAUUUCGCGUGGGCUUUGGCAGGGAUUCGAGCAUCGAGUUUGACAUUGCGGCACGGGCGGGCGUCCAAGAAGGCGCGCACGCCGCUGGCCGUAGCGUCGAAUCGUGCAUGCUGGAGAUGACGGCGGAGCGGCGGCUGGUCCCGUAUGCUAAUGAGACAUUCGCGAGUGGGGCACUUGGAGCAUGGCGCUUGGGUCGUUUCGGGCACGAAAUGGACGCCCCUGUUGCCACGCUCGAGCAGAAUGUUGUGGUCAAAGCUCAGUCGGUCGCAAAUACUUGCCUCGUGAGUCGUAAGGAGACUGGAAGUUAUGCCCUAGAUCGCAGACGUCCCAUUUACGUCCACAAGUUCGAGGAUUUGGGUUCGAUUGACGCACACGUCCACUUUGGUGUCCUUGUGAUACAGUGCGAACCGACCUCUGAAGCCGUGUGUCGAAUUCUUGUGACAGGGAGCAACGAUUGUGCUGCCGCUGUUGGUCUCGUCAACGCGCCAAUCUAUGACCUGCAUGCCUGGAAUGGAAGGCGCUUCGGGCAACCCGAACCCUGGGUGAUGGACUAUCUUAUUAAGCAUCUAUUUGUUAGAGAGCAGAAAUAUUUGGACUUUGGCUUCGAAGCGACUUGCCGUAAAGCCUGUUUUCGAGACUAUGCAGAUCCCCGAACCCUGCUAUACCAAUGUGACGCUGGUUUGAUGAACAUGUUGUCCGUUGCCAUGAGCGCCAUCAGCUCCCUCGCCGACGCACGCUUGCCAACGGAACCCUAUCAGUAUGAGGAGCUUCCCCCAGACGCAUUUCGGUACCUCGCUCUCUUGCCUGGAGUCGACAGCGACCCACUCAGAUGUAGCCUCCACACUUCGCGCAUCGAUGGGGCUCGUUACGAAUCUGUAUCGUAUGUUUGGGGCACCGACGAUCGAAAUCAUCGCAUUGUUUGCGAUGGCAGAGUAUUGAAAAUUACUCCGAAUCUUCACAGAGUGCUCCAACGAGUGAGACUUCCGGAUGCCCCGAGGACCCUUUGGGCAGACUCCAUCUGCAUCAAUCAGGAAGACCUGCUGGAAAAGAGCGACCAAGUAACUCUUAUGGGCCGUAUCUAUCGCAAUGCAGAGCGUGUUCUUCUUUGCAUGGGAUCCUCCGGGGAAGAGCAUGGGCCUGCUGUAGCCGCAUUACUUGAGGAUGUUUGCGGCAAGAUUGAUUCUAUCCUUCAAACAAUCCGUGGGAGAGUUGACGAGCUGGAAUCUGCUGGUAAAUGGGAGCCUCAGUGGAGUCCUCGGGACUGGUUCCCAUAUGUGGACGCAGAUGAGCCUGUCCUGAGCGACGCCCGAUGGGUAUCCGUGAAUGUAUUGGUGGAGCAAGAUUGGUUCUCACGAGGCUGGGUCGUCCGAGAAGCUGGGCUCGCAAGUCAGGCUGAGGACCGCUUCAGAUCUCACUUGGAGGCUUAUGAAGCUCAGCAUCAGGACAUCGUCUGCACGUUCUACCAGGAGGGUUCCUGGAAACCCUGUUCCCUCCUGGAUUACAUCCAUUUCGCGAGAGCCCUACAGCUGAAGGAUCCACGCGAUAGGAUAUACGCUUUUCUUGAUCUUGCGAACGACUCCACGCGUCAACUGAGUAUCUUACCAAACUACAACGACACUCCAUUGAACGUCUACCGCGACUUCGCAACAGACUACGUAUUGGCAAUGGGUGCUGUCGACUUACUUCACUACGUCAAGCAUGAUGAAGCGUCACUUAAAUCGAUCUCCAUGACCUGGGCACCGGACUGGAGCAUAAGAGAGGACAAUUUUAUCAGUUUCGUGUCGACGAGCGACAACUAUCCGCCGCUGAGGUCGCGCGAAGGACAUGUUUCCACGCCGAAGCUGCUUGGUGGCACGACUCUCCAAGUUGAAGGCGCCGUCGUUGGCUCUGUGCUUUUUGCUUCUCGCGUCCUGCAGGGCAGUGCGACAACAUCAGCCGUGUUGUUCGAACUAUGGACCUCAGUACGGCAGUCAAGACCUGAAACGCAUUACUACUCGUCAGAUCUACUCGAAGCGUUCUUCGACGCAUUGUCAAUGGCGAACUUCUAUGGCGACAUGGAUGAGUGGAUGCACGCGCGGAGGACUUACAUCACAGCAUUCGAGCGGCUCUCCAUGGAGCUAUACGAUUCCGGCGCUAUCAGCUGGGAUGCCGAAGAAGUAGACAUGCUCGAAUCCAGCAACGUCCACAAAUUUCUCUCGUCGACGACCGCUGGCAAGAGAUUCAUCGUUACAGAGCGGGGAUGCUUUGGCCUCGCGCCCCACGUUGCCCAGAUAGGAGAUUCAUGUGCAAUUAUUUUCGGAUGCUCCUCGCCUUGUCUACUGCGCAGCGCUAGCAGUGGUGGUCGUUAUAUCUACCUAGGCCCUGGCUUUAUCCUGGGCAAGAAGAUGCUUGAGCUUGACGGAUAUGGUACAGGGUUCUAUAGCUGUCUUGGCGUCGAAGAGAGCAAAGACUGGGUAGAGUGGGAUGUUCAAGAGCAGUGCAUCCUCCUGUCUUGA
Messenger RNA from Didymella exigua CBS 183.55, 2670 nucleotides. RefSeq lists its product as uncharacterized. Bases 1 to 2670 code for a protein of 889 amino acids. The transcript is spliced from 9 exons. Lineage: Eukaryota; Fungi; Ascomycota; Dothideomycetes; Pleosporales; Didymellaceae. The record is from RefSeq and is a predicted model, not a curated record.